Molecule: messenger RNA, 1050 nt
Organism: Microthlaspi erraticum
Lineage: Eukaryota; Viridiplantae; Streptophyta; Magnoliopsida; Brassicales; Brassicaceae
Source: the annotation of a GenBank genome assembly
AUGAAAGGAAAUUACUGGCCAUAUGGGAGGAGUUUCAACAUGAAAAGGGCGACGGGAAGAUUCGGAAAUGGAAGAGUUUUCUCGGAUAUUAUUACCGAGGGUUUGGGGAUUAAAAAAACUUUACCAGCUUAUCGUAAGUUGUUCAACUCUCCAAGCGACCUCAGAACUGGUGUUUGUUUCGCAUCAGGUGGUGCAGGAGUCGACCCUGUUACAUCCAGAAUGCUGGAUUUAUAUGACCAAGGAGCCAGAAAAUUCGCGGUGAUGGGAGUGAUUCCAUUGGGAUGCUUGCCUUUGGCAAGAAUAUUUCUUGGUGGGUUCGUCAUAUCGUGUAACUUCUUCGCGAAUAGAGUAGCGCAAGAUUACAACAGAAAAUUGUCGAACGGAAUUCAAAGUUGGGGAAGUGAAUUCCGCGGUGCAAAAUUUGUCUAUGUCGACAUGUAUACCACUCUUACGGAUGUUGUCAAAAAUUAUAGGAGAUACGGAUUUACUAAUAAUAAGAAUGGGUGUUGUUGUAUGCCUACGGCAAUAAUACCAUGCCCCUUCCCUGAUAGAUACGUCUUCUAUGACUUCGCUCAUCCUUCCGAGAAAGCCUACAAAAUACCGACGGGAAGAUUUGGAAAUGGAAGAGUUUUCACCGAUACAGUUGCCGAAGGUUUGGGGAUCAAAAGACUUGUACCAGCUUAUCGCAGGGUUCGUAACAUGAAACCGGACGAGCUGAAAACCGGAGUAUGUUUUGCAUCGGGUGGUUCAGGACUCGACGAUCUUACAUCAGCAACGCUGGAUUUAUAUGAUCUUGGAGCGAGGAAAUUCGCGGUGAUGGGAGUGUUGCCGCUGGGAUGUAUGCCUGUGCAUCGAAUUGCAUUUGGUGGGGUAUUCGCAUGGUGUAACUUCGCAUUUAAUAAAGUUGCGGAAGAUUUCAACACCAAACUGCAGAAAUCUCUUCAAAGUUACGAAGUAGAAUUAUGUUUUAAAGGUGCAAAGUUUGCUUACGUCGAUAUUUACGGCACUCUUAUGGAUCUUAUCAACCAUCCUAAGGCCUAUGGUACGUAA